Molecule: messenger RNA, 330 nt
Organism: Dovyalis caffra
Lineage: Eukaryota; Viridiplantae; Streptophyta; Magnoliopsida; Malpighiales; Salicaceae
Source: the annotation of a GenBank genome assembly
AUGGCAGAAGCACAGGGAGUAGUGAAACACGUAUUGCUAGCAAGAUUCAAGGAAGGAAUCCCAUCACAUGAAAUUGAAAAAAUCAUCAAGGGUUUUGCUAAUCUCGUCAAUCUCAUCGAACCAUUGAAGUCCUUCCAAUGGGGCACCGAUGUGAGCAUUGAGAACAUGCAUCAAGGUUACACUCACAUCUUUGAGGCUACCUUUGAAAGUACAGAGGGAAUCGCAGAGUACAUAGUUCAUCCAGCUCAUGUUGAUUUUGUCGGCAUCUUCGUGCUUGCUUUGGAGAAAGUCAUUGUGUUUGACUACAAGCCUAUUGUUUCUCACUUCUAA